UGGCUUAUAUACGGAACUUGGUUCAAUUGGCUUUGGACAAGCGAUUGAGUAUGUGGGAGAAGUACUGUUUGCGGCACUGUUUUACUGUGCCAGAAGGAUUCUCUUUGCCUAAAGCAGAUGAACCAUCUGGUGAUACUUCCGUGGAUCUUGACAGUCUUGGUGAUGCAGAGUUAGAUGCACAGUUGGAUUCUUUGAGAAAUAAACUUACUCAGGCAGGUAAAGAGUCUGCUGACCUCAACAGAGAACUUCGAGCACUGGAAAGGCAGUCUCGCAUGAGCAAUCACUCUGUGGCAACUCUUAAUGAAGCAUUGCAGUUUUAUAAUGAACAGAAUGUGCAAGAGAAGUUUGAAGGUAAAUGCUUUUUCAUCAAUUGUUUCAUCAAAUGCACUUAGAUUAGAGAUUUUAUU
Messenger RNA from Ipomoea triloba (trilobed morning glory), 407 nucleotides. RefSeq names its product protein MIS12 homolog. The record is from RefSeq and is a predicted model, not a curated record. Bases 51 to 392 code for a protein of 113 amino acids. The transcript is spliced from 3 exons. Gene Ontology annotation, cellular component: chromosome, centromeric region; nucleus. Gene Ontology annotation, biological process: mitotic sister chromatid segregation; mitotic cell cycle; protein localization to kinetochore. NCBI's taxonomy places the organism in Eukaryota, Viridiplantae, Streptophyta, Magnoliopsida, Solanales, Convolvulaceae.